AUGCCCUUCCACGAGAGCGCCCAAGGCAUCACGGUCGAAGACGGCCACAUGCUCAAGGCCGAGCUCGCCAACGUCGAGGGCGAGUUCGUCGAAGCCGAGUUUGAUCUCAACGAUUGCAUCGGCAACAACAAUGGUGCUUUCGAGUGGGGUGGCGGCGGCUUCGCGAACUCGGCCGAGGACAUCUCGUUUGAGCUCGAAGGCGACGACGGCGUGCCGAUCCUGCGCGCGAAGCUGUACAAUGUCGAGGGCGAGACGAUUGAUGCGGAUAUCAACCUUGCUGAGAGGCUGCAGAACAACGACGGUGCUUUUUCAUUCGAUGGCCACCAUGAGGAAGAGCAGCAGGAAGAGGAGGCGGAGCCUGAGGAGGAAGAAUAG
Molecule: messenger RNA, 375 nt
Organism: Verticillium nonalfalfae
Lineage: Eukaryota; Fungi; Ascomycota; Sordariomycetes; Glomerellales; Plectosphaerellaceae
Exons: 3
Coding region: 1-375 (124 amino acids)
Source: RefSeq, a predicted model, not a curated record